Trichosurus vulpecula (common brushtail) is the source of this 9116-nucleotide messenger RNA. RefSeq names its product PALM2 and AKAP2 fusion (gene PALM2AKAP2). The transcript has 11 exons. NCBI's taxonomy places the organism in Eukaryota, Metazoa, Chordata, Mammalia, Diprotodontia, Phalangeridae. The coding region runs from base 412 to 4359 and encodes 1315 amino acids. The record is from RefSeq and is a predicted model, not a curated record. Gene Ontology annotation, cellular component: membrane. Gene Ontology annotation, biological process: regulation of cell shape.
UUCUCUUGAUGUUCAACUCCUGUUGUGACCCAACACCCUAGAGGCGGAGCAAAUAAGCUGAGACGUCAGGGAAAAAAAAACCCGAAAAAAAAGCCCAUCCUAGCCAUGCAAGCUGUCCUUAAGCUCAGCUGCUCCCAGCCCACAUCCAUGACUCGUGUGACAGCAUCGGAACACAGAAGCCGCGUUGAAAUGCAGUUAGCAGUACAGCUGGGAGACAGGCGAGGAAGCGAUGGCUCGGUGACGAAAAUGAGCUUCCCGUGAGCUUGCUGGCCGACUGCGGUGCUUGCGAGCGGGCCUGGGGCUUCCCGUUGCAGCAGUGCCAGGCUCGGUGCAACUCAGUUUCUCUCGGUGACUGCGGUGUUCCCCCCUCCCCCCUUUUUUCCUCCCUCUUCCCGUGUCCUCUUCUCUAGGAUGGCGGAGGCAGAAUUGCACAAGGAAAGGCUGCAAGCCAUAGCUGAAAAAAGGAAAAGACAGACUGAAAUAGAAGGCAAGAGGCAGCAGCUUGAGGAACAGAUCCUUCAGCUGCAGCAUUCCAAGUCCAAAGCACUUCGAGAAAAAUGGCUGCUACAAGGAAUGCCAGCUGGUACUGCUGAAGAGGAAGAAGCUAGGAAGCGACAAUCUGAGGAAGAUGAGUUCAGAGUUAAAAAACUUGAAGAUAAUAUUCACAGGCUGGAGCAGGAAAUACAGACACUAGAAAGUGAAGAGUCCCAGAUAUCUGCCAAAGAGCAAAUCAUCCUAGAGAAACUAAAGGAAACAGAGAAAUCUUUCAAGGACUUUCAGAAGAGCUUUUCCAAUGCAGAUGGAGAUGCAGUAAAUUACAUUUACACCCAGCCCCCUGACUUGCCAAUCCUCUAUUCACGAACAACAGAAUCAUCUCCUGAGCGAGCCGAGACGAGCAGGGUAGCUGCUGUAUACGCCAUGGAAAUUAAUGUGGAGAAAGACAAACAAACAGGAGAGACCAAGAUUCUCUCUACAUCUACCAUUGGCCCAGAGGGGGUCCAUCAGAGAGGAGCCAAAGUCUAUGAUGAUGGUACCAAAGUAGUCUAUGAGGUGCACUCGGGAGGUACCGUGGUAGAGAAUGGAGUUCAUAAAUUAAGCUCCAAGGACGUAGAUGAACUUAUUCAGAAAGCUGGACAAUCAAGCAUUAGAGGAGGCCAUGAGGCAAAGGCUUUGUCGGAAAGGACUGUGAUAGCAGAUGGGAGACUCAGCCAAACCAAGGAGCAGAUGCUUUGCAAGGAGGCAAAGUUAGAAAUGGUCCACAAAUCGAGGAAAGACUAUUCUGCCGAGAGCAUAGAACAACAGGCUAAGGUCCCUAGAGCUGAAGUCCCAGACGUGAGCAUGGACCAGCCAGUGACCAUGAUUUUCAUGGGCUACCAGAACAUAGAGGGCGAAGAGGAGGCUAAAAAGGUGCUAGGCUAUGACGAUACCAUCAAAGCCGAAUUGGUCCUCAUCGACGAAGACGACGAGAAGUCACUUCGAGAGAAGACGGUGACAGAUGUGUCCACUAUUGACGGAAAUGCUGCUGAGCUUGUCUCGGGGAAGCCGAUCUCAGACACCACGGAGCCCUCCUCCCCUGAAGUGAAGGAAGAAAGCCUGGCCACAGAACCAGUUCCAGGAUCUCAGUGGGACAGUGUGCUGCCAUGUGAUCAGACAACCUUCAAUCCGUUAGAAACUUUUGAUCCAGAAAUGACUGUACAGAAACCUCACAAGCUCCUUGAGGAUGACAUCAGAUUGACCAAAGGUGGAGAUCACUAUCGUGCCAAUCUGCUGGAACCUCCCGCCAGCAUUCUUCCCCUCAGCAACAAGAACAUGGAAAUUGAAAUCCCCGUUGCAGAGUGUAAAAGUGUUUCUGUGGACAGUCCCUCUCCUUUUUAUGCCCCCCAUAAUGGCCUCAUCUCAGAUCACCAUGUCUCCCUGGAUAAUGAGGUGGCCAGAGAGAUCCAGUAUCUAGACGAAGUGUUAGAGGCCAAUGGUUGUGACUCUCCUGCUGAUGUGACUUACAACGGGACAUCUUCACCAGAGCCAGGCGUGACCAUCACCGUAGGCAGCCCGAGUCCAUCUGUCCACACAACAAACCACAUAGAACCCACUGAGAGGGAAGCAGUUCUUGUUGUUGGCAGGCAGCCCCCUCCUCUCAUCGAGCUGAGCCAAGGUGAAAUCAUGGCAGAGACCUUCAGGUCAAAUGGUCACUCUCCAGAUGGGCAGGGGGAGAUGCUUGGGGAUGGCCUUCAAGCCCCUGGGAGCCCCAGUUCUUCAACCAGUUCCAAGGGGUCUUUCCGAGAUGGGGAGCCCACUCUCACCACUCUGAAGAAAGAAGCGAGAUUUGAACUGCGUGCCUUCCACGAGGAUAAGAAGCCAUCCAGACUUUUUGAGGAUGACAGCAGCGAGAAGGAAACUUACAGGGUCCGAAAAGUAAGGCCGUCAGAGGAGAUACUGGAGCUAGAAAAAGAGAGGCGAGAGCUCAUCCGGAGUCAGGCAGUGAAAAAAAAUCCUGCCAUUGCAGCCAAAUGGUGGAACCCACCUCAGGAGAAGACCCUCGAGGAGCAGCUGGAUGAUGAGCCACUGGAGUCACAUAAAAAAUACAAGGAACGCAAAGAGAGGAGGCAGCAGCAGCAGCAGCAGCAGCCACCACCACCACAGUCUUCUACAAUUCCAACCUCCCCUAAACAGACAGUGUGCCCUUUGGAACGUCCAGACCCAUCCAGCGGUCUGAAGCAGGACAUUGUCACAGAGCAAAUAGACUUCUCUGCUGCAAGGAAGCAAUUUCAGUUGAUGGAGAAUUCCAGGCAGACUGGAACCCGGGGCCAGGGAGCCCCCAGACUGUUUUCCAUCAAACCCUUUUAUAGACCCUUGGGUUCCAGCUACUCGGAUAAGCCGUCCACCGUCACAAGACCAGUUUCGUGUGUGGGGCAGAUGGAAGAUGAUAGGAUAUCUGCGGGCAAGGGGCAGAAGAGCCCCUGUGUGCCAGAGAACCAGCUUUUAGGAGGUCAGAACAGUAGAGUUAGCCCAGAAAAGGAAUCUCCCUGUAUUGAUGCUUCAAAACACGUGCCGUCGGCCAAGCUGUGGGCAGAGGAAGGCGAGUUUACAAGUGCCCGGGCUGUCUUCACAGUGGUAAAGGACGAGGACCCUGGCAUCUUAGAUCCAUUUACGAGGUCUGUCUAUGUUUCUUCACCCCCAGAGGAGCUGGACUCCGGUUUGGAGGAGCUGUCAGUAAGGUCUCAGGGCACCACGGUGCUGGAAACCUUGUCCAAUGACUUCAGCAUGGACAACCUCAGUGACAGUGGUGCAUCCAAUGAGACAAUGAAUGCCCUCCAGGAAAACUCCUUGACAGAUUUUUCUCUGCCCCAGACCCCUCAGACUGAUAUGCCCUCUGAGGGACGAGCCGAAGGAGUGUCCAAGUCAUUCAGCGACCACGGUUUCUACUCCCCGUCCUCUAUGCUCGGAGAUUCCUUGCUUGCAGAUGAUCCACUGGAAUAUCAUGCUGGCCUUUUGGUGCAGAAUGCCAUCCAACAAGCCAUAGCUGAGCAGGCUGACAGAGCUGUUUCCAAGGCAAACAAGGACCCGGCUGAACAAGAGAUGUGCCCAGGGGAAGCCCAGGAUGAAGUCGAGGCAGUGGCUCCCAGUUCAGAUAAGCCUCAGAGCACAUUUAAGCCACCUCAGGUGUCUUCUCCUGUUCAAGAAAAGAGAGAUGUGUUACCAAAGACGACGCCGGCCGAAGACAGAGAACUCAGGGAAGAGAGGGCUCCCCAGCAGCUCCCCAUCAUUUCUCCUGUGCAUUCAGUUCCCAUCGAGGAGAGCAGGCCAGAAGGGAGUUACUUUAGCAAGUACUCAGAGGCGGCCGAGCUGAGGAGUACAGCCUCCCUCUUGGCCACUCAGGAGUCAGAGGUGACGGUGGGACCCUUUAAACUAAGGUCAAGGAAGCAGAGAACUUUGUCCAUGAUAGAAGAAGAGAUCCGAGCCGCGCAGCAGAGAGAGGAGGAGCUGAAGAGGCAGAGGCAGGUCUUGCAGACGACACAGAGCCCCAGGGUGAAGAACGCCCCUGCCCUGCCAUCCAGAACAGUGUGCUACAAAACAGCACCCGGGAAAAUAGAGAAAGUCAAACCUCCUCCAUCCCCUACAACAGAAGGCCCCAGCUCGCAGUCUGAUUUACUCCCCGAAGAGGCUGCCGGAUCCCAGCGGCCCAAGAAUCUGAUGCAGACCCUCAUGGAAGAUUACGAAACACACAAAUCUAAAAGGCGUGAGAAAAUGGAUGAGAGCAGUGUCCUUGAGGCAACCCGGGUGAAUCGCCGGAAGAGUGCACUGGCCUUGCGUUGGGAAGCAGGAAUAUAUGCCAACCGGGAGGAGGAGGAGGAUGAAUAAAUAUUUCUCAACCAAGUUCGUUUGGUGCAUGGAACAACAAGAAACCAAAAAAAAUGAAGAAAAAGGAGAAAAGAAAGUAACCUUUUUAAUGAAAUAUUUAUUGAGUAUAUCUUUGGGAGGAAACUUAAAAUGGACUCAUCCACCGAACUCUCGGCAUACCCCAAGGGGAAAAGAGAGCAAGAGAGGAUUCCUGUGACUUAUUGGGUCUGUCCAAAAGGAGGAUAUCGCUACCAUCAGUAAGAACAGUGCCCGCUGCGUUGCCUCCAGCAAGUAACCAUUGAAGGUCAAAGCAAUUACGAAUAGUGGAAACCUGAGCAAAUCCAUUUGCUUCCUCCGAACAGGACUCCCUGCCUCGCGUUGUGCUAAGGAAGAGCAAGCAGUCCAUGGUGGGCUCUAUCAAAAAAGCACAUCUCGUGCAGCAGCAAUUUAGCAAGGCACAUGGUAUCCUCCCACGUUUCAUUGUCCCCAUUCCCCGUGCUGUGCUAGGAACAUCAUGAUCACCCCAGUUACUCAAUAGCCAUAAAUAGAAUGGUUUUUUUUUUAAAGAAUUUUUCAAGGGAGAAGUAAAGUUACUCUCUUUCUCUUAAUUUAACUCUUUUUAAAAUCAGGAACUGUCACUGCAAAAUGUACAAUCCGUAUUUUACAAUCAGUAUACUUAAUAAAAUAUUUCUUCCUAUUAUUACAAACACAAUCUCUUUUAGAUUAGGAGGUUGAAGAAUGGCAGGGAGGGGAGCCAACACAAAAGAAUAUUUUAGCUUUAGGGUCCUGUCUGCUUGUGAUAUUGACUGGUCUCCAGUUCCUGAGAACAUAUUUACAUAAUUAUGUUUCUUAAUAUAAAAAUCUGUAUUUAGUGGACAAGAAGUAUUUUUAUGAUGGGGAAGGGGGCCGUGCUUGUGUACAGUCUUUACACAUUGAACAACCGAUUCAGAAAGUCUAGGGGUGGGAGAAUAAAUAUAGUUUUUAGAGUGGCAAUAAUUGAAAACAAAGGAGGGCACAUUUUGACUUAGAUGUAUUAAACAAGAAGAAAAUAGCAGUGUUUAUAACUAUAUUUUGUAAUGAUAAAGCAGGCCUUGAAGAGAGUAUGGGAUUUUCAGAAAGUGAAAAAUUCGAGAGGUCUUGGAAGUAGAGAAAAGUAGAAAGAGAAGAGAAGAAAGAAGGAGAGGGAAAGAGGUUGUUUUUGCUGUUCAACCAGUGUUUUUCAGGAUGAUAUAUGGAAACAAAUAAAAAUAGAACUUUGAAGGAUUGGAAUCAGCCACAAAUACUAAAAAGUGUGGUGUGUGUGUGUGUGUGUGUGUGUGUAAAAUGUAGCAUGUGCACUUGUGUGCUGGUGUGCGUGUUGAAAUUCCAGAAUGAUCUUGGGUUAGGACUGUAAAAUUAUUUUUUCCAGAGCUCUUUGCUAGCUCCUGGAGUGAUUGAGAAUUUCUUUUUUAUGAAAAGGGAUAUAAAGGCACUGAGUCGAGGCAGUAUUUGUAAUAUUAAAUUGACCCAACACGAUGUUUGCAUGAGGCCCAGUCGCAAUGUUUUGAGGCAGUUUUGUAAAUUGAUAUUUAGAAAAAGGAUUGUGGUAUUUAUUCUUGUGCGUUGUAUUCAUAGGUAGACUAGAGGGUGCUGGUUUUACACUUUAUUUCUUUAAAGCAAUAUAAUGAUUAUAUUCUACGAUCGGGUGCCAUAAUAUCUGGAUGAGAAUUUUUUUUUAAUCUGACAACGAGGAAACAGUAACCUGCUUCCUUUUCUUCAUAACUAGUACUUUUAUUUUUUUAAGGCAAUAAUUAAAUUUAUUCUCACUAAAAUUCACUUCUACUUUGCUCCUGGUAUACCACAUGAUAUGAUAUGUGUUGCUCUAACACAGACCUGCACAACUUGUAAACUCCUUUGGGUGGCAGAUGUGUUAGACUGUAGACAGAAUGAGGAUGGUUGGUUGCCAUGGCCCAUGUGACAACCAGGAGUGCGUAGUGGCAACCCUACAUGGGAGGGGGGGGGGCUGCCCAAAAUCCUUUGGUGGGCCACAUGUUGUGCGAUGUUCCUCUAACAGGAAGCAAUUUCCACUUAAAGUAUAUGGUAAAUUCCACAAUACAUCAUUCUUGGGGUUUUUUUUAGUAGAUAAUAUAAGCAUUGACUUGGGGGGGAUGGGGCUGGGGAAUGUAAGCAAAAGUGGUAUUAGCAAAGGGCUGCCAAAGAGCUGUCUGUCUGAAGCUGGUUUUUAGAAAUGUGAACCAAAAAUUGCACCUGCUGUUAACCUGAUGUAUCUGGACCUGUGAAUUGUGUUUUGUUUUCUAUAAAGUAAUAAAGUAAAAUCUCUUUGAGUCCUACAUUGUCCAUAGAAAUCAACAAACAAUUCCAAGGCGUAGCAGUUAGGCACCUAUUGGAUAUUUUAAAGAACGGCUUGGGCUUGACAUGAAUUUUUUUUUUACAAAGAACUUAGGCGCACACUAAGACUGCUUUUGAGAAAAUGUACAGGUUCAAGGGUGACUUCCAAACAGAUUUAAUGCGCCUGGGUUUGCAUUAACAGACUGAAACCCUUUAGCAGAAGACACUUCUUGUUCUGAGGGCCACAAAGAAUUUUACAGCUAAAAGGAAACUUGGAGGUCAUGCAGGGUAAUGCUUUCCUUUGAUGGAUUAAAAAACGGGGGCUAGAAUGGCUUGUCCAGAGUCACACGAAAUGGUUCACGAUUUGAAUUUCAAGUUCCUGGUUCCAUUUAUUCUGCUCUAAGAUGCUGCCUUUCUGACUAUUUGUUCUCAUUCUUCACCCAAAAAAAUCUUUUCUGGGAGGACUGAAAAUUAGAAUUCCCUUAGAACCUCUGGGUUUUCCAGAGUGCUUAUUCAUUUUGCAAGCAAGCAUUCGUGAGCACCUGUUGUGCACAUAACGCCAGACUGGGCUCCAUCAGUAGGAAUCCCAGAGGGCAUUUGGUCACUGGGAAGAUAAAGAGUUUUGUUUUUUGUUUUUUUUUUUAAUGAAAAGAGUAAGUCCUGCUUGCUUUCCCUUCCCCACCCUAAACUCUGUCCUCUCCCUAAAUACCCACAGAAGAAUACUCAAGUAGAUACAAUUUGUAUUGUCUGUGAAAUCAAGGCUGUCUUUCCCUCUCUCUCUAAGCACACAGUGCAAAGAACACUGACUGGAACCUAGGACCUGAGUUUAAAUCCUGCCUUUGGUGUUUAUGACUUGUGUGACCCUAAACAAGUCACUUAAAUACCCAAUCCUCCAGUGACCCAUCAGCGUAGUUGCUGAUGUGACAGGUUGAGUCUUGCCUCCUCACCCUUGUUUUUCCAUCCAGAAAUCACAGAAGCAGAAGCAGGGUUCUGUCCACAGCAGGAGGCAUAGGCUGCGUGCCCCUUGGAUCAAGCUAUGCAGAUUAUUCGCCUUGUCAGUAUCACUUGCAUGUUAUCACAUAGAUGUCCAUAAAUAUAUAUAUGUAGCAUAUAUAUAUAGUAUGUAUGUAUAUACAUACAUGCAUAUAUGUGUCCAUAUGAACACACACAUAUAUAUGAAAUUCAAAGAAGGAAUACUAUUAGAGUUUAUGAUCUCCAUGGAAAAAUAAAACCUUUCUCCAGCUCAAGGAUGGAUGUAAUGAAAUUGCAUUGGGGGAAAAAAUAGCUUUAGCAUUAGAGUUAGUGAACAUAUCCAGUUUUGGUUGUAACACUAGUUUCCUGAGCUGUUACUCAUUGAGUUGCCAAACUUUGAUUUUUUGUCUUGCUCUCGAUUCAUAUUACAUUAAAAAGAAAAGAAAAAAAACUUUAAAAAGCCAUGAGCGGUUGGUUAUGACCUGUCAAUCAUACUGUAUGCCUGGCUCUCUGUGUAUGUUAACCUCUUAAAUGUCAUUAUGCCGCUUCUGUUUUAUAGUGACUGUGAGAUAUACAAUGCAAGUAUAUAAUUAUUUUCUCAUUAAAACCAAAGCCCGUGUUGUGUUUCUAUAAAUGACUACUGUUUAAAUCUUAAUCACUUGGCGUGGAGAGGAAGGAUCCAGUGGAAAAAACAAAACCUAAAUGAAGGCUAUUUGGGAACUACAGGUUUUGAAGAUGAGAUACCUUUUCUCACGUCACCCAUAAAAUGUCCAACUGAGGAGCUCAGUAUAUCCUAAGUAUGAGAUCAUCAGGAAUAGAGCAUGGUUCUCAGAAUAAAUAAUUUUCCAUGCCCUCUACUAGUUUGGGGAAAGCCUGGGCUAUAGCCAUCUACCUCUUUUGUUUGGGUGUUACCUUUUGUUUUUAUCCCAUAAUAAUUGCCUGAUUCAUUCCAUCCUUACUUCUCACCCUCCCUCCUUCCCAGCACCAAAGUCUCUCCUGAAAUGAAGGAAAGGUCAAGAAAAACAGCCAAUGCAGAGAAAAUGCUAGAGAGACCAUUCCGCGUUAUGUAAGGAGGGGAGGGGACAGGGAAGUGUUUCGUCACUUGUUUUCCACAGGCAUCCUCUUUAGAAAAUACCCUAAAUGUGGGAUGCCCACCUUGUUCACCUGAAUUAAAAUCAAUCAGCAUUCAUUAAGAGCCUCCUGGCACUUGAGGAAAAGAAGACCAAAAUUAGGCCAAUUCAAAGAGGACAGUUUGUGUAUACAAAACAAAAUGUGAUAGUGUAACUAGCGCAUUGGAGUUGUUUAAUUGCUAAAUGAUAUGAGAACAAUAAGUUUCCUGAAUUAAGUCAGUUGGCGUUUAUUAUGUGCUGCAAACUUAGCUAGCUUUUAUACUGAAGACUGUAGUAGCUCAUUGUGAAGUCAUGAUUUUAUUUCUAAAUAGCUGAGCACCCAUUAAUAAAACUGUUAACUGAAAUGGA